UAAUCAGUUAACUUUGGUUAAUACGCAUGUGGCUAAAAAAAUGUGACACAAGAUCUGUCAAGGGGCCACAAGGAAACUAUACAAUGCAUUGAAAAUGGAAAUACUUCCAUUUUACUUCCAUAGGUCUGUGCAUGUUUAUGAGUUCCCUAAAUUCCCCGAGAAUGGAGACUGGAGGUUAAAAGUCAGGCACGAGCAAUCUAGCACGUCACUCUGUGUGUGUCUAGGUCUGAGUCUGCAGUCCAAGAGAUAAUAAAGGCUUUAUUUGAUCAAAGCCGUUCUGUUUGUGCAUUUGUGAUGUCAGUUGGUCGAUGUCAGUGAACACAAACUCCUAAUCCUACGAGAAAGGUCUAGAAAGUGCACUGUUGCAGGAAAAACAACAGAAAUAAAUCUCAAAUGGUUUUCACUACAAAUGACAUUACAAACCACCACAAGUUAUUAAGUGCAAGCUCUCUGCUGCUGAGAGUGUGCAAAGGAACUGAAGAACUUGCCUGACUUGCCAUCAGAGAACAUGACCUUGCUUGAGCUGCUGAUAUUUAUACAUGAAAUGGAGCUCUCAGAAAUGUAUCCAAAUAAGUGGACUGCUCUGAGAAUGGAUCUUACACUUCCAGUGACGGUAGCUAAAGCAGACCCUGAAUCUAACCAAAAAACAUCUGAGGUCCACCAUGGGAUGGGAGCACCUCAGCAGCCUUGCUGUCAUUAGUAUGAACCAUGCAGUUCCUGGUCAGAUUUGCUACGAUGAUGUAACUGACGACUCGAAGAAAGCAAGAAAGAUCAGGUUUUAGAGAAAUUGAUUUGCAGUGAAAAUUGUGUGUGGUUUGGAUGUUAGUGUGUAGUGCUCAUUAAAAAAUAAAGUAAAUUGGUUAUUUAUUUUUUUAGGUGGCGUCAGGGUGGCGAGGGUCACGGUGUGGUUCUCCCAGGUUUCCUCAAACCACUCUGGACCUUGUUCUCUCUUGACCCCUUAUAGUCCUGAUAAUGGGCCGCUCCGUUGCUAGGUGCCCUGGCGCGCGCUUGGCUUAAAUGUCACUCCUGGGUCUCGCGCGCGGCUGAAGCGGGCUUUUCCGCUUCUCCUCUGAUCCUGAACUAACCGUUAUGGACAACUCCAACCAUGAUGGGGCUGAUGACACUGAUGAGCUGCUUAGUAUCGAGGUGAUCAGUGAUUUCUGUCCAACUCGAGACCAUUGUGACAUGCUGCUGGAUGCCAUCGAUGCUCAGCUUAGUCGCCUACAGGUCAGAGAGACGCUGGUUACCGAGACCUGCAGUCUUGGCCAAGCAAAAGGAGAAAAUGGAAAAAGAGAGGAUAUUCUUGGUUCAGUGUCUCUUGACAGGACUACAUCUAUUAGUAAAGACACCGGUCUGGGCACUGAUAAAGCGAGCUCCGCUGCAGAUGUUUUGACUUCCGAUCAGGCAGAUCUGACCACAGUGGAGAACAGCAAGAACGGAAUGGAGCAUGUUAGGCUGCAGGAGAACGUGUGUGAGGAGAAUGAGGCGCAUGAAGGACAGGGUACUACCACUGAAUGGCCUACAGGGGGAGCUGGAGGAGACAGGAGCUCCAAGAGGGAACAGUGUCUGUGGAGACUGGAACGAUUGCUGGGAACUGGAAAUGGGGUAGCGAGGAAGGAGGACGGCGACGAGGAGGACAGCGUACGCACCGAGGACUUCAGCGCGAGAUUCCUCGAGGAAAUGCUCGAACCGACAAAGCUGAGCACAGCCGGAUCUGUUCCAGACUUCAGUGCUCCGGAUUCUGCCAGCAUCAGCAGCGACACCACACUCAUUACCGAACCUCACACUUCAAACAGCCAGAGAGGAAAUCAGAAUCGCAGUGUGGUUUCUUUUCAAAAUCCCAGCAGACAACUUGCCGGUGUUUCACUGAAAAGUUUCGACUUGGUCACGAUAGACAGCGAUCUGGACUCUGUGUGUACAGAGCGAGUACGACACCAUCUCCAGAGCUCCCUCACCAACAGCAUAGGACAAAGUCUUUCGAAGAUAUUUCCAGUCAAUUCAUCGCUGUAUUUCAUUACAGCGCAAGAAGGCUUUUUAGAGAAUGGAUCGCGUGCAGGAAGGAUCGGCGUGAAAAGCACAGAAGGACCUGAAAACCGAAGAGAAAGCUCCGAAGAUGAAUUAAACAGCGUGUGUGUAAGGGGCAGCAGAGUCCUGAGAUCUCCAAGCAGCGUCCAGCGAAGAGAGAAAAAGAACCAGAGCAGGAGGCACAACAACACUUCCACAAACUCUACAGCCUCAACAGCUAGCAAAGGGAAGGCUGAGGACAAGCGCAACUCUGAUUUCAGAUAUGUGGAACCAUCACUUGCUGAACUACAGCAGCAAAAAUUGGCAGGUGUACAGGAAAUGGACAGAUUGAGAGAGGAGGUCGAGCGGGCUGAGAAAGAAAAACACACACUGCAUCUUAGUGUGGGACACACCAGGACACACACUCAGCUCCUCAGGAGCGAGCUGAACAAACUCCAAGCUCAGAGAGACUUGUACAUCCAGGAGGUCAGGGCUCUACAGGAGAGCCAGGCUGCCCUGCAGAGACACAUGACGACUAUUCACCAUGACUCCAGCCCACGCAGGUAUAUGAAUAGCGGCUGUGCUUCUGCACUGGAGAGGGAGGAGAUGGAUCAUCUUUUGGACAAAGCCAAAUCAGAGCUGUUCUCCGAGCAGCGGCGUUUCAGACACACGCUGGAAACCAUGCAAGAGCGAUUGGAGGAAGUGAACCAGGGGCUGGAGCAGAAGCAGGAAGAGAACAGGAAGCUCAAAGAGAAGUGCUCCAAGCUAGAGCAGAAGCUGAUCACAGCCACCAAAACAAGACAGGAUCUACAGGAAUCUGUACAGAAAGAGAGAGUAGAGCAGGAAGGACGGCUAGGAGCACUCGAGAAGAUCGUCGCACAGAAGGAGCUGCUUCUUCUGGCAGCGCAGGAGGAGAAGAAUCACCUCGAGAUGGAGAUCAGGGCUGUCAGAGAGGAGCACAGUGCUAAGCUUACAGCGUCAAUAUCACACGCUCAGAAGCAAAAGGAACUGGAACUGGAGCAGUUCAGGACUCAGAUGACUCUGACCCAUACAGAGGAGCUACAGCGGGUCCGUAUUCAGGUGCAUGAGAUUAAAGAGGCUGCGCUCAGAGAGCAAGCCGUCACGCACACACGCCACACCGAGUCCUUACACAACCGCAUCCAGAUGAAGGAGGAAGAGGUGAACAGGUUAGAGGAGUGCUUGAAGCAGCAGCAGGAGGAACUCAGGAAGAGAGAAGAGGAACUGAGAGGAGAAAUGCAAGAACAGGUGAAGAGGGUGAUGGCGCAAGAGCAGAAGAAGUGGGAGGAGCAGAGGGCGGAGUCUGUACGAGAGCUACAGGCCAGACUGGAGAAACAGAUGCAGGAGGUGGAGAAGAGAGGGAAAGCCGAGGUGGAGAAAGAGAAACGAGGAGCACUGGAGCUGCAGAACAAAGUGCUGGAGCUGCAGAAGACUGUGGAGGAGUUGGACAGAGCAGCAUCUAAGCAGACCGUGGUGAUCAGAGCUCUGAGAGAUGAGCACCAGACUGAGAUAUAUAAAUUGCGCAGACAGCUGCAGCAGGAGGCUGAAGGCGAAGCUGUGCGUCUAAAGAAGAGUGUGAGGCGCAGUGAGGCGGAGUUACAGGCCGUGAGGGCGGAGCUGCAAGGCAUGAGGGCGGAGCUGGCAGAGCAGGGGCGGCUUCAGCAGGGGGCAGAAGCGAGACAUGAGCAGCUGAAUGCCAGCUGGGCUCAGGAUAUACACGCUGAGUGUGUGUGUCUACAGGAGCUGCUCACUUUCACCGGCUUCACAGUGGACAACACACAUCUCUCACAUGGUGUUACAGUAAACGAGGCGGUGAAAGUGCUGCAGUCUCUCAGGAAGUCGUUCCAACAUCUCAUCCCCAGCCUGCAGACUCACAUCACUUCACUGACACACACCAAACAGCAGCUCAGUGCUGAUAAAGAGGAGGAGCUACGGGUGCAGAGGGAGCAGUUAAUAGCUGAGAAGGAAAAAGCUGUGAAUGCGUUGAGGGAAAAACUUAUCCAUGAGCACAUCGAGGAGCUGAGCAGUCUUAACAGGGCACGUGUGCACGAGGAUGACGAAGGUGGCGGCACGGCGGCACGUCUGCGCAGGCAGCUUCGCGCUAAAGACGAAGAGCUGCGGCAGGUGCAAAGGAACAUGGUGCAGUGGAAGGAGAAAACCAUGGCACGACUCGCACGCAAGUUUGAGCAGGAGCUCACGUCUGAGCUGGACAGGAAACCCUGCAGACACAAAUCAGAUCAGCGUCGGAGACUGGAGCAGCUCGAGGGAGAAAUGAGACACCUUACUGCGAGCUCCAGUGAGAUCACGGACGUCCCACCAUCCUCGACUUCAUCAACUCACCUCCCUGACACAGCCAACACCCGUGACCUGGACUCCUUCAAACUACUGCGCCACCUCCAGAGCCGCAUCCGGCAGCUGCAGGCGGACGCACAAAGCCAAACACACACCUACACACCCAACGUUGUGCGUCUACACCGGGACCGGAGGAACACCGAACUGGCGGGAUCCUACCUCGAGACAAUUGUUUCAGCACCGGACAGCAGCGAGACGAGACAGCGUUCUGGUUCCAGAGCAGCCACGAACGCCGGCCUUUGACCAACAACGAUCAGCGUUUUGUGAAGUGUGAUUCGGAAACUACAUCAUGGAAUGUUUACGGUUGACACACUCACGACUCCACAUUUUUAUUUUUUAAAUAAUAAAAACACAUUCCCAAGUUCA
Silurus meridionalis is the source of this 4740-nucleotide messenger RNA. RefSeq names its product trichohyalin. The record is from RefSeq and is a predicted model, not a curated record. NCBI's taxonomy places the organism in Eukaryota, Metazoa, Chordata, Actinopteri, Siluriformes, Siluridae. Bases 1090 to 4617 code for a protein of 1175 amino acids. The transcript has 30 exons.